Messenger RNA from Durio zibethinus, 1287 nucleotides. RefSeq lists its product as uncharacterized. Gene Ontology annotation, biological process: protein polyubiquitination; SCF-dependent proteasomal ubiquitin-dependent protein catabolic process. Gene Ontology annotation, cellular component: SCF ubiquitin ligase complex. The record is from RefSeq and is a predicted model, not a curated record. Gene Ontology annotation, molecular function: protein binding. NCBI's taxonomy places the organism in Eukaryota, Viridiplantae, Streptophyta, Magnoliopsida, Malvales, Malvaceae.
AUUAACAAGCUUCGUUGACUUCCCCAAUGUUUCGGUCGAACCUAAAAAUCCACUUAAACAAAAAUCCUAUCUUCAGAAGGAAAUUAAUGAUUUCAUCAUAUAUCUCCCAAAAAUUCAGUAGCCAACCAAAAACAUGAAGCAAUCUGAUUACACAUAUAACUCACUCCCAAACGAUGUUGCUCUCAAAAUUGCUUCUUCCCUUGAGGUGCCGGAUCUUUCCUCGUUGGGCUGUUGUUCUCGGGUUUGGCGGGAGUUAUGUGGGUCGGAUUGUUUAUGGGAGCUAGUUUUCAAGGAAAGAUGGCCUCUUUUGUAUGAAGAUGUCUUGAAAGACCCCAACUUCAAGGGGUGGAGGGGAUUUUACAUAAAGCAGCACAAGGAGAUGGCGAGUAGGGCUGCAUCUGUUGUUCAAUUUGUGGAACAAUGCUAUUGGAGUCACUCGAGUUUAUUGACUAUGUGAAAGCAACUGAAUCCCUGAGAUUAAUGCCGUUUGGAUUUAAAGAUGUUCAAAUGUUCCUGUUCAAACCAAAGCUGAAUGUUUUGCUUAACCUGUUUGGACUACACUACUGCCUUAACUGCCUUCAAGUGCCGGUAACGUUUCCUUUUAUGCAUUCCUCUUCUGUUCGUUUUGUUUAGAUUGAAAUAGCGUUUUUGCUGUCUCUUUUAUAUGUUAAACCUGGGAAAUUUAAAACCAUCAGCUUGGCAGAAGGAGGGAGAGGAGAUGGAAUAGGCAGGAACUUAGUUAUUAAUGGAUAGUAUAUCAGUAUUGGUUGUUCCAUCUGUUAUAGAAAUUAUGUUUACAGUGGAGACUGUGUAAUAAGGUCUGAAGAAUUCAAUUCUCUAGUAAUUAGUGGAUAGGAAACUUGUUUUAUUUGGUGAUGAAAGCACAAGAUUAAAUAUGAUUACCUGAAAGUAGGCAUGCAUCGAAAAGCCAAACUGGUCUGCUGCUUUUUAGAUAAUGAUCGUCUCUAUGGAUCUACAAAACCGUAUUCUUUUUAUUUGUUUUGCAAUCAAUGUCUUCACCCUUGCAUAUCACACUCCUGCUGUUGGGAUAAUGGGAUAUAUAAAAUGAAUACUUGCAUAUCACACUCCACCAUGGGCCCUUGCAGUUCAAUUGACUCAAACUCGAGCAUGCUUCUCCGAACCUUUGUUGUGCUACAAAUUUGUAUAAACUUAAAAGUAAUUUGUGAAGUACGAUAAAAGGGAACCGACAAUUGUGUUUUGUCCUGAUAAAAGUAUGCAUCAUAAUUUUUUUGUUUAAUGAUUGUAGAAACUGAAUUUUGUUCGAAU